Molecule: messenger RNA, 861 nt
Organism: Botrytis sinoallii
Lineage: Eukaryota; Fungi; Ascomycota; Leotiomycetes; Helotiales; Sclerotiniaceae
Exons: 2
Coding region: 1-861 (286 amino acids)
Molecular function (GO): protein binding
Source: RefSeq, a predicted model, not a curated record
AUGAUUAAACUCAACAAGAAAGUUACAAAGGCAUUGCCAAUCAAUCGGGCAACUCAUGAUGGAGAAUAUGCGGCUCUACAUUGUAUGACUCUCAGUGAAAAGUUGGAUUUCAAGAGAACGCUGAAUCAGGAGAAGAUAACAUUAAGUACGAAGCUCAACGUGCAAAGUGGAUCCAAGCCCAAAACUCAGUUUGGAAAUACCAUCAGCAACUCCCACAUCACAAGAUUGCCACAGGAGGUACUCCUUCGAAUCGCGAGCAACUUAGACUUCCAUAGAAGCCAGAACAUAGUACCAUUAGCGCUGACUUGUCGAAGCUUUUACCUUCUCUUCAGCGACGAUAUCAAGCGUGUAAAUCUCAAGCAGUUGAUAUGCCCUUGUACGAACAACGAUCUCCCACAACAUGAUAUGGAUCAUGGUCACAUGCCCAAGUGCCGACCACGCCCACUUUGGUCUUGCAUAGAGGAUUGGACCGGUCUUGAAGGAUAUCUAUAUGCUUCUGACAGACAUGAUCACUGCUGCCCACGACAAUCAAAACUCAAAGACUGUUAUUAUUGGUCUCCUCGGGAUCGCCUUCAUCUGCCCUGGCCGAUUGAAACUAGAGGGCAAACUACAAUUCGAAUCGAGAAUCAAGAAGAGGCUGCCAGAUCUCUUUGCCAUGCUUUCUCAGUUGGACUUUUCAUCAAGGUUUCCGCGCUGUGCGAUACGAAAACAGAUUUCUUCAUCGGCCGAGCAAAGACAUGUCACUACGCGGUCCCAAGUCUCAAAAGAAUACAAGGCGAUUUAGAUCGACAAGCGAGGCACUGCUGGGGGAAAGAGAUGAUGUUGGAUUAUUCUGAGUGGAGGGGGAUGAUUGGGUUUUAA